AUAGAAUUAAGAUUGAAUCAGAUCGGACUCGGAGCCAGUGUAGAAACAAAAAGAUUCAAUAAGACAGCAUAAGCAUAGAUUUCAAGACUUUUAUAUUGUUCGUGAGUCCUUUUGUAAAUAGCAAUCUCGUAUGUUUAUUUGCACGAAUUAAAUUCAUGUGUAUGUCCGAGAUUUGUAUUUUCCCUAUAAUGAGGGAAUUAUAUUACUUCAUUUCAUAGAUAAUAAUUAUAAUCUUAACUCGAGCCCGACCAUGGAUGGGAGAAACAAACAUGAAUGCAAGAUCUCAGACUUUUGACUUAACAGUGGAGGGCCACCAGGUGGAUGAAGCAAUAGCCAGUAUAUUCCAUUCGGUAUUAUUUCAUAGGACACUUGGAAAAUUCCGUUACAAAGAAGAAGGCAACUACUCCGUAGGAACUAUUGGUUACUCAGAUGUUGAUUGCCAUUUCAUAGAUUUUACCUAUGUAUGUUGCUCAUCAGUCAGUUUAGACAGCAAUUUAAAGAAGGAGAUCUCUGUUUUUUCUGACGUUCUACGUGGAACAGAUGGACCUGGCUCAGGACAGAUCUCGCUUGAAUUUUUUCAGAAAAAGAAAAACAUUUGGCCUUUCCAACCUGAAUGUAUACCUUGGGAAGUAUGGAAUGUACGACUUGAACUUAUUAAACUUAAUAAUGAACAUGAACGACAGCUUUGCAGAGAAAAGGUUGGAGAGCUUCUGGCUGAAAAAAUUAUGUACAUAGCAGAAAUCAUGAAUAGGCAUGAUUAUGUGCCAAAAAAUCCGAGCCAGCCUGACUUGGACUUAAUAUUUGACACUUCCUAUCAAGAUUGUCAACCCUACUUAUAUAAGAUCGUUUACAUGACGUCUGGCCCUUCAGUCACUUCUGUUGGAUCAACUAUGAAGAAGCUGAUACGUGACUCAUUGUCACUCUAAAUCUAGUUCUCUAAUUGUAGAGACAAGUGCUCUUCUUUUUUCCUUUAAUUGCAUAAGUAUACUUUAAAUUUAAUUUAAUAAGAGGUAUUAAAUUUUUGCACCUCAUAAAUGCAAUAAUUUAUGUAAUAGUAAUUUGUGCCAUUUUCAAAUCAGACAAUGAAUGAAAUAAUAUAUCAUAUACAUUACUUUUAUAAAAUAAAGACUAUAUUUUGCAAUAUUUAUGUACAUUAGCUAUUGGAUCAUUUUAUAUGGUUUUAUAUUUUAAAUUUUGAUUAAUAUUUUUUUAUUACUUAGUGAUUCAAUAUAUAGUAUUGUUGCUGCUUGAGAGUUUCAAGGUGGUUAAAUAUGUUUCAGCCUGAUACUGAUGAUAAAAGUUGGAAUAACUCAAUCAUUAACAGUUUUGUUUUUAUAUGUGAUAGCUGUUGUAUGUGUAAGUAAAUUUUUAAUUCUAAUACUUUCCUGAUUAGUUUUAAGAUAAAAAAAAUUAUUUUGUAUUUUCAAUAUAUUAUUCUUUUUAAGCGCUCACGCCGAACAGGUGGAUUUAAGCUAGUUUGUACAUAUUUAUUGUAAAAAGGUUUUACCCUUUUGAAACUUUUUUUGAUUUAAAAUUAUUGCUGUGAAUAAUAAUGUAAUAACCAUUACUACACAACAUGAAGAGAGUGAUGCUGAAUUCAGUAAAUAUCUAUUACUAAAUCACAAAGAGUAGAACAUUUGUGGUGGUUACAAACACAUACUGAACAUUCUUUAUCUUGACAGCAUGAAUAUUGUUUUAGAACUUUGCAAAACUAAUUUUAUUUGGCAGUUUUGUAAAUUGUUACCCUUUUUAUUUUGUACUUCAUAAUGGGUUUGGUGGUUAUGAUUCUCCAUUGUGUUAUCAGUUUGUUCCACCUGGUGGGUUUAUAUACCACAUCAAAAAGGGUUACAUAAAUUUUUAUUAUUAAAAUGUAUACAAAUAUUUUACAUUGCCAGUAAUUUAGUAUUUUUAAGUGUAUAGAUGUAUUCUGUAAAACCAAUUUGCAACACAUUUAAUUUCUUGUUCAAAGGAAUAAAAAUAUUUUCAGUUUGUUACAUCAAAGCCAAUAAAAUAAAAAAUGACUGUUAUAUACUUUUGAA
Molecule: messenger RNA, 2039 nt
Organism: Homalodisca vitripennis (glassy-winged sharpshooter)
Lineage: Eukaryota; Metazoa; Arthropoda; Insecta; Hemiptera; Cicadellidae
Gene: Atg101
Product: autophagy-related protein 101
Biological process (GO): autophagy; autophagosome assembly
Cellular component (GO): phagophore assembly site
Source: RefSeq, a predicted model, not a curated record